Molecule: messenger RNA, 24179 nt
Organism: Porites lobata
Lineage: Eukaryota; Metazoa; Cnidaria; Anthozoa; Scleractinia; Poritidae
Source: the annotation of a GenBank genome assembly
AUGACGUAUUCAACUAUGGAGAUUGUGAACGAAACACAGUCCAUAAAUUUGAGUGACAUCUACAUGGCCGCGACUUCAAGCAGUGAAACAAACCAUGCGUCCUCAGUUCUUACCAGUGAAAACUCUGCAUCGAUCUCCUCCACAUCUCCUCUUCCAUCCAAUUGCUACCGCGUAUGUGUGUGUAACCAUUCCACAGGCAAGUAUCGUUAAUGUUUGUACAUCUUCUUACGAUUUAAAGAUAACUGUAACUGGAGGCAGAGGAUAUUUACUUCUCCACAGAAAGAGGAGGAGAAUAUCUGUAAUUCUUGAAGGAAAAGUAUGGAGAUGAGUCUGGUGAAUUCGAAUGUGCAUACUGGGGCUUAAGAGAAAAAUGGACAAAAGGAAUUUUGACGAGGGUGACUAGUUGCGUUCGCACAAAGCCUCGACUCCUCUUCCGCUUAUGUUAUUCUGCUCGACUAGAAAACCAACGAACUUCUGUGGACCUUUACUGAAUAUAAUUAAUGACAUGUUGAGUGCAAUUAUUUGUAUAUUUGUAAUCUACAUACUUGCCCCUCCUUUAUUUUUACAGUGUAUUAUUCGACAUCGAUGGAUUACAACAUGUCAGAAAGCUCUUCUUAUGGAAUCAACAUGACACAGAGUUAUAAUAUGACGCAGAGCCAUAGUAUGUCCAAAAGCUACAACAUGUCUACUUCAUCUGACGUAAGCAUGAACCCAACACCUUCAAGCGUGAAUAUGUCGUACACAGCAAGUGUCAAUUCCACAACAGCAAACUAUAGCUCUUCCGUUUGGCCGACACCAAGUUCGUCUGUUUCCGAGCCUUUUGUUUGUUCGAAUCAAUCGUGCUGGUGGGAAGUUGAAUGUAGGACGUGUAAGUAUGUACCUAGCUUGCGAAAACCGCCGUCAGUUCUCGCCGUUAGGGACAUUUUGCGUCAUUAGAGAGAUUAAGCAUCGUGUUUACAGCAAACGGCAAACGUGAGAUUCAAGUUGAAAAAUUCUCAAAAUAUGUAACGAGCAGAUAAAAACAGCGUAAAACAAUUGUUAUGGAUAAAAUUGGCGUAAAUCUACCGAUUUUCGUAUAGUUAUAAUGAACAGUAAACGAUAAGUAGACGGAAAACCUGGUCAAGUAGUGGUCCAAAUUCACGUUUGGCGUUUGCCAUAAACGCGAUGCUUAAUCUAUCUAUUUCCUGGAAAAGUUCAUAGCAACAAAGAGCGAGGAGAUACGGCUGUAUUCGCCGGCUAGUAUAAACCGAUUACAAACGCCAAGUUUGUAAUAUUGGCGUCGCAAAACAAUAAAACCAUGGCCAUAUUGGUGUCCCAAAACAAUAAAACCAUGGCCAUAUUGGUGUCCCAAAACAAUAAAACCAUGGCCAUAUUGGUGUCCCAAAACAAUAAAACCAUGGCCAUAUUGGUGUCCCAAAACAAUAAAACCAUGGCCAUAUUGGUGUCCCAAAACAAUAAAACCAUGGCCAUAUUGGCGUCGCAAAACAAUAAAACCAUGGCCAUAUUGGCGUCGCAAAACAAUAAAACCAUGGCCAUAUUGGUGUCCCAAACAACUGCUCCCGCGGAAGUUACAUUUUUCCUUACAUUAGACCCUUCCUUCUUUUUUCAAUAAAUUUGCAUAAUUGCAUGUCAGGUGAGUACAAAAAACCUUUAUAGAAGUUGAAUAAUGCUCCAAAUCCAGCGAUCCACCUAAACGGCAGGGGAAAAUGAGGAGUUGUAAACAAUCUAGAAAUGGCAUCAUUUCAAUUGAUAACCCUUUUUUAACCGACCUCCUUACUGAAAGAUAUUAAAAUGUCUCUUGUGAAUUAAACUGAGAAAAGGCGGUUACUAUUAUUUUUUAUAUUUCCAGAUGCUCCUCAUAUAGCCUCAACGAUUUCACACAGCAUCACGCCUUCCCCUUCAUCAGUCCUAGAAUCUUCUUCAUCAGCCGUAACAACCGAGUCUCCAUGUCAGGAAUUCGACUGCAACGGUGAGUUAACAAUUUUCUUCCCUGUGAAAUCCACAUUUGGAAGAUGCGAGCAAUAUAACAUCGAUUCGAUGAUAGAUUUGCUUGGAAACGAGGUCUAUCGAGGGAAUAUUUGCCUGAAAAUGAGACCGCUCGGGUAAUAGUGAACUAAAAAAUGGCGUUCACAGCUAUCCAAAGUUGAAAAUGCUGAAUUUCUGACUAAAACUUAACGAAAGAAACGUAAGAAUACGCAAAUCAUAUAGCUCGAUGAAUGUUAUCUACUUUUUGAGGAGUGCCUGAAAGAAUAGGAAUAGAGUAAAGUUUAGAAAACUGAUUAAAGUCUACGAGGAGGUAGCUUGUUAAGAACAUAGAAAUAUUUUGAAUGGAUGAUGCUAAUCUCAGAGGAUGUUAUCCACAUUGGCCUCCGUCCUUGGUGGAUAAUAUUCUACGGAUCUGCUUAAUUCUUCACAUCAUACUCAGCCUCAAUAAUUCGUAAAAAGAACAUCCAAUCGAUGAUCUAUUGCCCACAUCAUCUAAAUAUGGUUAGCCCCGGAUGUUAUGAAGAAUUAGACAGGGGGAUAUAAUCCAAUUAUAAACCGCGAAAAAUCAUGAAAGAAUGAUAGAUAACUAUUCUGACUGCCAUCAUACUUUUUAAUUUCAAACAAGGUGACUGCCGUGGAGGAGCAUAUCUGGAUUGCGAGGUCUGCAUUGAGGUGAGAUGUAAUUUGGGUUAAAUAACAAUUAUUCACCGAAUUGGAGGUGAGCCGCGAAGCGGCGAGGUAAAUACCCAUGCACCACUAGCCACUGACACUGAGGUGAAUAAUUGUUUUAAAACAUACUAAAACAGUGAGAUAAUUGAGCACGAAAAUGAUGAUUUUUAACUCAUUUGUUGUUGCCAACGAUUACAAUUUUUUCGCGCCGAACGAACGGCCGACCGAACGGCCGCGGUGGUCACUUUUUCUUGCCGGCCGACAAAUAAAACUUUAGAAGGCAUUUGUUUAGCUCUUGCGGGGAAAUUUUUUCAGAAUUAGUUGUGAAUUCUUUUUGUAUCUAAAAUCAUUCUCAAGAAAGAUUAUUAAAUUCAGUUUUAAGCUUACUUUUAACAUGAACAAGUCAACUAAAUAAAGUAACGCAAGAAUUAAGCCUAAUUUGCAUUUGUAAAUAAAGAACUUUUUCACCGGUUUCAACGGUAAAUUCAAGUCAAAAAGACAAAGCUUUACCCGUUAAAACUUCCAAACCGAACUUCGUCACCUUUUUCGUGUAUUUCGAGAACAGCUUGCUGGAUUAUUUGUGAAAUUUCUUUGUUUGUUACGGCAGCAAACCGGGAAGCCAUUUUGCUCGCAACUUAAAACGCGAGUUUGGCGUCGCUCGCACGGAGGACUGAACUGGAGGUGGAUCAGUGAAUAGCAAUGGCUAUUCACUGAUUGAGUAGCCAUGUUUUAGUGUGUACUAAAAACGUAUAUACGUGGCGUAACAAAAUUAAUCUAAUCGUUAACCUUUUGAGUUAGCUUUUCUGCUAACAUCUGCAAGCUAGCAAAUUGAAUAAGUCAACUUUACUACAUCCCAGCCCACUCUAUUUUUCUGUUACUUCUUCUUCCCUUCUCAAUGUUGAGUCCCGCAAUACUUGAACUAAUCCAGGCGUGAUAGAUAGAUCACCCUAUGUAAGGUAGUCAGAAUUCCGGAAUCCGGGAAAUUUCUGCUAAUGAAAUCCGGAAUCCCUGGCUUGGAAUCCAUGAUGUCAGCUCAAGGAAUCCAGAAUUCCGCUAACGAAUGAAAUCCGGAAUCCAAAGCUUGGAAUCCAGAAUCCAAGACUACUUUUGUAUCGUCUUUCAUGGGGCAAGAUAGAUUUCUUUUACGUACCAAAUAGUUCAUGGUUAAUUGUAAGGCUAAUACCUAGUUUUAUUUCUUCUUAAGGGUAAUACUGGUGUUUCUUCAUUACGAGACUGCAACGGCAUCUGUAAUGGGACCGCUCAAAAUGCCACAUGCGGAGUCUGCCUCAUGCCAGGGGCUGUGAACCCUGCCUUGGAUUGUAACAACGACUGUCGCGGAACCGCAACUGAAGAUGAAUGCGGUGUUUGCACUGGGGGAAGUACCGGUCUAAUGGCUAACCACCUAAAGGAUGCCUGUGGUAGGCGUCCCAAAGUUUUUUUUGACCAAUGUUAUUUUUAUUAAGGCUAGCUUUAGACAAUGUAACUUAUUAUGCUGAAAAUGAUAUAUCUGAGAGUGCGCAAGACUCAUUCCUCGUCUCCCAUUUUCAAAAUGAGAAUGCCAAUAUCGUAUUCAACAUUGCAUGAAACGUUGGAAAGGAGGAGUGCGUUUAUAAAAACCUUUUAUUUGUGAGAAUUUUACCACCGAGGCGCACUGAAUUUCAUAUAUCGAGAGGGCACUUCCUAGGUCUAAGAUAGGGAACGGUUUUGUGUUGAAUUGGGUGUGGAUCGUAGAAGACGCAACCUCUGCCUUUAUUCUGUCGUGUUUUGAAAAGCCGGCUUUGAUUACUUUGAAUUCCUGAAUGUAAAUGAUAGCAUUGGGUUCGGGGUUGCUGUGGACAUGUAUUAGAGUUUGCUUUAUACUGCAGCAUGUGGCAAUGAAUAUUGGGACAGGCCAUACAGGCUAUGCAAAAGGGAACAGGAAAUCGCAUAAUUGAGUCUAAAGUGUGUACGCAAAACCAUGGAAAUCAUGAAACGUGGAGCAUAAAAUUAUUGAAUGAUUUUAUAUGGCCGAAAAGCCAUUAAGUUUUCCAUCACUGAAUUCGACAACUCGGACGUUGGUCGGAAAAUCAGCAGGGCACUAAAGAAUCUCCUCAGGAGUUUGGUAAACUUUAUCUCUCUAUCAAAAGUCGUUCGCGCUUCCGAAUGAUAUGUGUCGCAGCCACCAGACUGAUAGUCCAAAAUGAAUCAGUGUACUUGUCAUAAAAUAGUGUAAAAAGGUUCAAUAGGAACAUUUUUUAACGGGUUCCCCUGUAGCCCAGAUCUUGGAGACAUUCGACGGAAUAUUCCAAUAAAUCUUCUUUAGCAUUACUUUUUCGUGAUUUCAUUUGAUUUUGGUAUCUAAGGAAAAUCGAAGAACAUGGAUUUGUCCUAAGUCCCUUGCCAGAGGUAGAUUUUUUCAACGAAAAGUAAUCUUUAUAUAAGUGAUGUCACUGGUGCAUUGUAAUCAAUGAUUACUGUACAUAACUACCUGCUGUUCCUGCGCCUAUUUCUUGAAUACUUAUUGAUGUUUUAGGUGUAUGCAAUGGAACUAAUACGACGUGCGCGGGGUGUGAUGGCAUACCACACAGUGGUAAGGAAUUCGAUGCAUGCCGUGUGUGCGAUGGCAAUGGCUCAACUUGCACCGACAUCAUGAAAACUGAACCGAAAACCAUCUCAAGCUGCCAUCCUAAUGUUUUGGUAUUUGGUGCUGGUCUUAAUACUGGUGAUCACACAUUAUGCGCGUUAUACAACGACACUAGCGGGGAAAUGGUCGUCAACACCACAGGUAAUACAAACCCUUGACAUAAGCUUAUCAAUGCAGACAUUGCGAAAAGCGACUUGCUUUGUUAAGUAGGUUGAUAAGAUGAACACAGAGUGGUCAAUGAAUUUAAAAAAAAGAUAAAUCAAGUGCUGAGCCUGUUUCACUAGCUGUAAUUCACUGUGUUCACCAUUGACAAAGUUGCAUAACAAUAGGGAUUAAGAAUCACGUUUACGGCAAACGACCGACUCAAGCUGACAAUUUCUCAAAAUAGAAAAUGAGGAGAUAAAAACGGUCUAAAAAAUUCUUAUGAAUGAAAAUUGCGUGAAACUAAUUUUUUUUGUAAGGUGUUGUGAAGUAUUUUGAAAGUUAUUUUUAAUACGGAUUUAUCUUAUAUUUUAAGUUUAGUUUUUGUCUCAUUAAGUCUUGAUUUUGUCCACGUACUGUUUUCCUGUUUUGAUCUUUUGUUUUCACUUGUACUUGAAUUUAUGCUUAGUUCACGAAUUUACUUAUUGCCAUAUUAGGAAUGUUAUUCGCUUAGCACUGCCAGAUGUUAGUUUUUUACAGGUGGUCGUGUUUGUGAUGUUAGAGCUGACCUUCGUUCUUUGGUACUUAUCAGUUGCGGCUGUGUGUAGGCUAGUCUAUUCCCUAAGAAUAGCAAACCUUUUGCAAUGUUAGCGAUAACAUAUACAACAGAAACUCCUCCGGUCAGCUAACCCAAACAUGUCUAGCUUUGGCUUUUCAAACCGCUACUAUACUUGAACUAGUGGGAGAAGUAGAGUAGAAGAAGGAGAACUAGAGUAAGUAGAAGUUGUAAGAAGAUUAAGAAGAAUAAAGGCCAAGAUGUAAAUCAGAUUCCUAAUACCUCAUCGUGUAGCGAGCGAGUUGCUCGAACACGCGCCUCCACAUAUUUUGGUGGAGAACCCGGGCAACGAUCCCGGUACCUCUCGCAAAAAGGACAAAAAAAGACAAGUAAGGUGAAAACUUGGUCACGUGGCACAAUUAACUAUUGCCAUUCACCGUACAGGUGACUCCCUAUUCAGUGUCUAUUGCCUUCGAAACCUGAAAACGCGCUCAAACAAAUGCAGCAAAAGGUUAAAGGCCCUUAAAAUAUUACCACCCUGACCACAUUCAGAUCCUAGACGGACAAAUGAAAAAUGGAAGCAGAAAAUUAUUUCAGCACAUGUUCACAUCUGUGAAAAACUACAUUAGUGUUUGUCGAUCAGACAGCAUUGAGAAAUCUUGCUGUUGUAUAGUAGCUGUUGCAUUUCUUACACGAAAUAUCGCCAAGAUAGCUACAAGACCUUCAGAACGAGCAUACACUCUCCCAUUCCUGGAACAACAUAACACAAACUAGGAAGAAUAAAUCCAAAUAAAUUCUUGAUCCGUCUGCAGAUCGUCUUAGAUAGUAGAACUUCAGAACGGGUAUACACUCCCUCCUUCCUAGAACAACACAACGCAAACUAGUUCAAAAAAGGAAGAACCGAUCCAAAUAAACACUUAGCCUGUCAGCCAAUCGUAGAUCUGUAUACUAAGUAAAAUCACCAGUCAAAUGAAUUCUUGCAGUCUACAUAAAGUGCAUCUAAAUAAGCUUUAUUUUAACCCUUUGACUCUCAAGAUAGUAACUCUCCUUUCUGGCUGCUAUACAAUUUAUUGUACAUUGGUUAAGAGAAUUUGGGUUUAUAUCAAUGGCGCUUCCUCGAGCUGAUGCAAUUGCUUAUUCUCAUCAUCUUUCUGCUAAUUAAAUGCUGAUCAAAUUGCUUCUGGGAGUUAAAGGGUUAAGCUGCGGUUUCAACAUGUGACAUUAAAGAAGUUUCAUUUCUGUUUCAGCAACUUCAACAAAUCUCACGCAUGCGCAGUGCGAGUUUCAACCAUGGGCUGAUUAUAUUCCUGGCAGGUAUAACCUAUCUGUUAUAAUAACACAGAGUGGUCAAGCAGACGUUAAAACCAACACAUCUCUUCAGAUUUAUUACUACAAUUGUACAGAUCUCUCGCUAACGAGUGUCGUACCAAAUGAAGUUCUUCUGGAUGAACUUCCUCGAUACGUCACUCUAGAAGGCAGCGGUUUCUUCGACUGGGAAGAGACAGUGUGUUAUUCUGGUCCCCACGUGACCACUGAUGUGGUCUUUGUAGACACGUCGCACCUUCACUGUAAGGUAGGUGGACUUGCAGCUAUCGGACAGUUUGUUUGUUAAUUUAUUCAAUUUUAUUGCUGGCGGCAAGAGGAACCAGCAAUCACUCUCGUCGCCAUGCAGAGCCGUCAGACCUUAUCUCCAAGUUGCUAUGCAUGCACGGCACAUAUGUAGACCGCUUUGUUUGGACUCCCACUAAGAAUGAAUGGAAUGGACAGAAUGAACAAACGCAAUCUGAUGAAGCGCAUUUGGACUUUCUAUCAUUCGUAAUCUGAUCAUUCGUGUUUUGACUAUCUACCACCUGAAAGUUACGCAAAGUUCAGCGUUAGAGCAAAGCGUUUCGAAAUUCGAUAAUUGACGCCCGCACACCGUAAUAUUUGGUUAUCAUUCGUUCGACUUUGUUUUUUGAUCCAAUCGAAGUUACUACAAAAAACUACCCAUUUAUAGGUUUAGAGGUUUUAGAACUCUCUAUGAUCUUCUAUUAAUGGUAAUAUAAAUUAAUUUAGCAGGGGCACCAAACGAACGUUUUCUGUAAAAUAUCUGUUCCGAGAAGCGAAUAUUGCCUAGAAUUUUCUAUUACUUGAGGACGGCUAAACAUUUCUAGAUGAAAGUUCCAUUCAUGUACGCUUUUUGAAGCUUAUCUCUAAAAUUCCCUACAAAUUUUCUUAAGUUUAAUUUUCACCUUUUACUUCCCGAGCUACGCUAUUUUUCGUAGAAAAAAGGGAAUCUAAAAUGUUUGGAUUAAGAAAUGUGAUAGCUUUAGGAAUCAGUUCGUAAUACGUCAAAUUCAAGAGAGGAUAAAGGGGACAGAGACUGCCGGCAUCCCCCAUACACACCCUAUUCCAUAGGUAAUUCGUCUCGAGUAUUUUUAGAAUCGGGAUGAAGUUACCUAGCGCGCUGCGUGGACGUUUCGUGGAGGUUUCACAUGACUAAACGCCGUGCAAAACAUGUCGGGGGAAAGGCAAUGAAAGCGUAAAGCGAUCGAGAGGAUUCCUGAAUAUUGACGCGAAAUGAGUCGGUGCUUACCUGGGAAAAGGGAAUCGCUGGACUCUUUGACAACCCGUGAAAUCAGUUUAACUCGAAGUUGUCGUAAAACGUAAUCUCAGUGCUUUAAUAUAAUGAGAAAUUUCGCCGGUCUAUUGAAACCGGUCGUUUGUACAAUAAAGCAAGUAUUAUUUUUGUUGAAUAAAAGACUAAUAAGAGAAUAAUUAUCAAACCAAAAAUUGCUCUCUUCAAACUGUAAAUUAUAAAUGAUCCUGAGAGAAUAUUCAGUGCGUUAAGGAUUUCCCUGUUGCACUCUUCGCCCUAUACGACAGAGGAAGGGCGAUUCUUUUUUAAUUUCCGUUUCGCUGACACAGCUUUAGCAGAAAUCUCUCUGUAGUCGUUUUUGUCGACAAAAAGAAUGGCAAUAUCGCUCUCUGCGUCUUCCGCCAUUUUGUUCUGCGCCAAUUCGUGAAGGACGCGUGGCUCUGAGCGUGGAUCAUCCACCGGAACACAUUCGCGCUAUGUGAUUGGCUGUUGUCUAAUCCCCCUUGGGAUCUGUGGUCUUAAAAAUGACUCGAGACGAAUUACCUAUGGAAUAGGGUGUGUAUGGGGGAUGCCUUCUCUGUCCCCUUUAUCCUCUCUUGGUCAAAUUUCAUAUAAAUUUUCGGAAAAAUAAUGCUCACGACAAGCCGUUGUAAUUUCGGAAAGACUCAAGUUCCCCUAGGAUGACCGAACAGAUACAAAUUUUAUAGCGCCGCUUAUAAUACAUUUCUAGAUCUUUAAAAGUACUCUGGAUAGCCUAAAAAGUGUUUUCAAUGUAUUUCAGGAGGAAACCAUCGGUGGGCGCCCCUUAUUUAGUGGGUUAACGAAAACACAGUAAUGGAAAUGGGACUGUAGACUGUUCCAUGAAGGUCAAGGACCAUGAUUAUAAUGAUGAUCAUGAUGAUGAUGAUGAAGCCGGUGUUGAAUUGGGGAUGUUUAAAGGCAUCAAGAAAAAACAAUGAAAGAGAAAACGGAGGUGUCAAUAUCAGUCGCUAGUUGCUUAACAACAUUAAUACCGCGACAGAUGAAAACUACUCAAAGAUGUCUAACAAAUUCUGAUCUAUGGAGUGAAUUCUUAAAAUAAAACAUUUUUCCCUUAGAUCUCCUCUGUUGAUGAUUCCACCCAAUUGGAACUCUCACUGUCGAUGGAUGGUGGACUGAAACAGGUUGGCAAUGUCAAUUUCACUGUGUACGACAGCGCACCUUACGUGACUGCAACAAGGUUUAGCGAUACGGCCGACGAGAUUGAGGUUUACUUUGACAAAGAAGUCGAGUUUGCCGUUCAAGAAACCUGCGAUAAUUUUCUCGAAAGUGCGACUGUUUCUAAGUUAGGACAAGAUCCUAUUUGCGAUGUGCCCACAACGUUAGAAUUGGUGAUACGUUUGGGAAUUGGUGCGAACAUCACGGUCGGCGACAGCUUGAAAUUUAAGAGCAACAUCUUCAAAGCUUUGGGUCAAAGCUUCGGACGAUUUCUCAAUGGUUCGUUUUUAAUUGCUCCGCCAUCGAUUCCAUUGAUACCCGUGGCUGAGGUGACAGGUAAGCAGUUAUAUCUGUGAGGUUUUUUUUAAAAAAAUUCAAAAUAUCACCAAUUAUUGGUGUCUGCAAAAUGGCGCCUUACAAAGGAGGAAGGGGUGGAUGCUACCUCCCCAAAGAUCCUAUUAAUUUGUGUAUUAUGAUAAUUGUUAUGAUUUUUUCUGCCGUCGGAUGCUUCGACUUUCAUCAACCAUUCCGUGUAUGUGACAUUCUCUCUUUUGUUUCGGCUUUGUAAGUGGAGAAUAAAAUUGACUAAACUAAAACUAAGCUUACACUCACCUGUAACAUCCUAGAUUUUCCAGAUCACCCUGAAAGGUUCCUAAAGGUGUUUAUUAAGAAUUUCUCGAAUGGUUUUCAAAUUUUCUAAGGGGAAAAAGUGCUUGCUGCUGGCUUAAAUGGGUGUGGUCCCGGCUCCCAGCUUUUGCCCCACCAUUUAUGAGAGAAACACGAUUGUAUCUAAAAUAUAAGACUAGGAAGAGUAUACUCCCCUAUUUAUGUCAGGUCUGUGUUAUGAGAUAAAACAGUGACAAAAGCAGGAAAGCGUUUAAUUUUAAAAGUUCAGGUGCAACGGAAAGAUACUUCACGGCAUCCACAUCUCACGGUCUGGGUUAACUUUGGGCAUAAUCUAAGAUGAUAAAAGUAAAAAUAUCAUUAACACUUUGCAUGUAUCUUCUAACUAAACUGUUUGUGACUUUGAUUGUUAACUUCCUCUUUUUUGAAGGCCCUGACAAGAUUUCGUCUUGUGGAAAUCUUACUCUUUCUGGUUUCCAGUCUUUUGGAGGUGGUGGUCGCCAAAUGAAUUUCGAUUGGUCCUUGGUUUCACCAACUUCAGGAAAUGACGCAACCGAUAUCAAUAACAUUCUAAAUGCACUUAGUCCAAACGAUGAUCGGAUACACAUUCCAGGCACGAUAUUAACAGCUGACAAGACUUACGAAUUUAGUCUUGGUGUGGCUAAUUUCCUGGAUCCGGCGAACUUCCAAACUGUCAGGCAUUCAGUGGUAAAGGCUGCUGAACCCGUUCCAGAAUUAACGCUGAGCUCAUCUGUUGAUCUUGAUCAAACCCCAGCUGUAGUUUAUGUUUCUGAAGACGUUUACAUAAAAGCCCAGGCUGUUGUAAGUGUCUUUAGUUAUAUUAUCAUAAUUAUAAUUAUCAUCGUUCCUAUCAUAUUACUACCCCUUGUAUAAUUGCAAUUAGUGCAAUUGAAAGUAAAAAAAAAACUUCGGGACUUCAACGGGAUUAGAACCCGUGGUCUCUGCGUUAUCGCUGCAGUGCUCUACCAUCUGAGCCAUACAUUGGGAGCGGGGCAAUUAGGUUAGUUCUUAAAUUGCAGUUGAUCAUAAAUUGCGAUGAUCAUAUCUUAAUUUAAAAUCAUUCUGUUUUUGUUUUCUUCUUUGUCUGUUUUAAUGUUUUUUUGUUCAAAACCUCCUAAUCUUGGCCUAUUUUUCUAUUUGUUUCCGCCGGUAGCUUUACUGUUAUUUCUCGUUCUCGUUUGGUGUUUUUAUCUUUACCUUAUUUCUCUUUUACCCCUGCUAAAAAGCCCCCAGUUUUCCUUGAGCCCAUCUAGGAUUCACAUUUUCUGUGGUUAUUUCCAGUAAUUGUUUCCAUCUUCAUUUCACAUAUUAAAAUGACAGGGACCUCGGGCCCAGGGCGGGGGGGGAGGUACUCCGGAUUCAAAGUGACGGGGAUGAUCGAAGGAUUUUGGGGGCUUUGAAAUUUUCGAUUCCAGGAUUUUUUGGGGGGAGGAAUAUUUAGCAAGUAUUUUUUCGGGUGGCAUGAUUUAAGUAGGGUUUUUGGAGUGUUCAAAACAAUCUGAAGAUUCGUGGUUGUGCCCGCGUAUCCAGCCGCGAAUACAAACAUUCAAUUUCGAAUUUAUUUUUCGUGUUAUUUCAUUUAAUGCUUCAUGGAAAAAUUUGACACGAAAAAAUUGUCAUGGGAUUUUUUAGGGGUUAACUUUUUGGUCCAGGGAUAUUUUUAGGUUUUAGUUUAAAGCCCUAGGGAUUCUUUUGGGAUUUGAUUAUUGCACCCAUUCGAUCAUCCCCGUCACUUAAAAUCCGAAGUAUUCCCACUGGGAUCCCAAUAAAGUUUCAUCGGCGUUAAUGUAUUCCACCGCAAGUUAACGAGAUUCACUUCAAAAAAGGGAAUUAAUUUGGUGCACCCUAUAGUACUGAGGCCCAAUCCCUUAACCUUUUAUUACCAUUUUUGACGGAAAUGGUACACCUGUCACAUGUCUAGUUUAAAACUUUGCAUCCAUUUUAAAUGCUGUAAACAUGAAUAACUCACAAAACUAGAAACAGAUGUAAAAUCAUUCUGUAGCCCUUUCAGGUCAAUUUACAGACCAAAAUAACUGACAUCCCAACCUUCUCAUAUACUUCAACUAGUAAAAUACUCUACCCAUUCAUACCUGAAGCCAGAAAAGGUAUCCCUUUCGGGCGGACCCUCACCGUAUAGGCCAUUUUUUUUUCAUCUAAUGAAAUUACAAAGUUUUUUAAAUGACGUUCUCGUAAACGGAGAGCUCUACUCGAGGCCACUAAAACCCUUUUUAACUCACCACUUGCAAAAAUCAUUUCUUUUUUAAUUCAACAAUUUCUGUAAUUCAGGUUGCUCCUUGUGCAAACGACACUAAAAUCAACUUCUUGUGGACCGUAACAUGCUCUGAUGCAACCGCACAACGAAAUGUGGAGGAGAGCUCCUCCUUUCAGUUCACUAAAGAAAAGGCCACUGUCAGCAUAACUAAAGGCGUAUUGACUGCUGACGUCACUUGCACUUUUAACUUGACUGGAAGUAUGAACUACAAUCCGAGUAUCAAGAGUUCAAUCGCCGUGGACAUCAAAGCACUGCCCACUCCUCUUGAGACAGCUAUAAGUGGAGGUAGGGUAAAACUUAAAAGAGAUUUGAUUGAAGAAAGCCUACCAAACUAGAAAAGGUGUUCAUCCCAAUCAAAAGGAUUGUUCAAAAGCCGAUAGGCUCGCUAAUAUACUUCACACUGAACCGUUCAAUAAGAUGCGUUUACAUACUCGGAUAUGAAGAGAAUAUUACUGACUACCCCAAGAUAACCAAUCAAACUGACUCUAUCCUACCAUGAAAUUGUCUUGGUAGUAAUAAAGAGCUUAAGAUGUCACGAGCGCCACAAAACAACAGUUCUGCAUGUGCAUCACACUGUUUUAUGUCUUAUUUUCUUCCCCGUACGAGAACGACUUGACUUUCCUAAAUGUCAUGUUUACGCUUACCUGAUACCUUAAUAUAAGUGGUACCUCAAGUGCAAGAGAGAUAAACGUUAAACUGAAGGUAAUUUAAACCCAUCGGCUGCCAAAAAGUGGUUUUACGUAUCUGCAGUUUAACCGGAAAACAUCACUUGCACGUGAGACAUCCUUGAAGGUAUCCGGUUACCUUAAUGGACGACUGAUUUAAUUUUUUCAUGUCCUCUUAAACUUGGAUAUAGUCCUUGAAAAUGCGACCCUAAUAGAAACCGAUGGCAUUUGAAAAGAAAAUAGUAAAAAUAGUCACGAUGUAGUGUUCAAAAAAAGCGCAGAUUCACUUUUUCCUGUUAUCUUAAAGCCCCUGAUGUUUCUAACAGUAUAGCCAGUUGAGGCAGACAGAAAGCGAAACAUACUGCACUGAACAAUGUUUGUUACAACCAAAAUUCACCAGACGGUCGGGGAAAAAAAGAAAAAUUGCAGUAGGAGUCCGCGAGAAGAGAGGUGUGGAGGCGGGAGAGGAAAAGGCAGGAGUUGACAGUUCUAAAAGGCUGGCAAGCGGGAGAAUAGUGGGAAAUUAUGCAACAAUACCGAAUAUUUCGUAAUCGAAAGAGGGAUAUGGGGAGGAAAUUAAGACAAAAAGAGGCGAAAGCCAGGAAUGUAGGGACCAAUUUCUCAGUUGAGUGCGGUUUCCCGACACGAUUCAUCUUUAUACUGCAUGGAUUAUCAUGUGACGACCAUGCAAGUUCUCUAAACCGGCUUAAAGUGGGAGCCUCGUGUAAACGACCACUUCUCGUAAACUGACGGUUUUAGAUUUUGCCCUAUUCUAAGAGACCACGUGAUACAAAUCUUUGAUCUCUGUGUUGUAUGAACUACAAAGUUAGGAUUUUCUUGUAUUGUAACCUAAAAAUAUGCAUGCAAUACAUUCUCUCCAAAAAGUAGAUUCGUCUAAAAGACCUCCUGUAGUUUGACCCUUGCAUAAAUAGACCACCUGCAGUAGGCGACUGAAGUAUAAACUGAAGUAUAAACUCGGAUUUUGGAUGGUCGCUUACGGGAGGUUUGACUGUAUUUCAAACUAAGAAAACUUCUUUUCAUGACAUUUCAAGGUGAUCGACAGAUUGGCCUUAGCAGCGGGGCAAUCCAAUUUGAUGUUCUGACUAUUGACGCAGAUGGAUCAAGUCUGAGUUUAACAUGCAACUGGCAGUGUGCAGUUCAAGAUGGCGGAUUUUGCUACUCACGAAUAAACAUAGGAAGCCUGAUAUUUUCAGGCCUUUCUGGAUGUACAAUUCACGUGCAGAGCAAUCAUUUUAGUGCGGGAGAAACCUAUACCAUCAGGUUGGUCUUACCUAGAGAAAAAAACAAACUAUUAAUUAUACUAGAUGAUUUUUCAACUCGUUAGUGAUUCAUAAAGAGAAACUGCAGUUCGAUAUCAGAUAAAAAUAUCGUAAAAAAUUUUUAAUUUGAGAUACUAUAUCGAAGUCGGUUUAAAUAUAUGAAACGUUUGGCUACACCUAGUUUUUUAAACCAGUUGCUGGUGUCUGGAUAUCAGAUGUUAGUAAAAUCUAACUAGUGGUCCAUUAUCAAUACUGCGUUCUGAUUGGUUGAGCCACUACUAGGCUGUAUGUUAUGGCCCACUAGUAGCGAAAAGCGCCGGCUUUGAAAACCAAAACAGUGGCGGCUGAAUCGCGUUUUGUUAGCUAAAGUUGUUUUGUCUCGAUGGUUUUGACCAACUAGCUGGAUUUUACUAAAACAAUUAUUCCUCUCUCCCUCAUGGCCUGUGAAGCAAUAGCCCAUGAGGCCGAAGGCCGAAUGGGCUAUUGACUCAGAGCCCAUUUGGGCUCUAGGAAUGAUUGUUAAAAAAAGUAGCGUCUCGCUUUGAACCGAACAUUUUUAGAAGGUUGUUUGUAGUGAGGGGAACAUUUGACAUUGAUUUUACUGUUACGUAGUAACAAACAACAAAUGAAACAGUAUGAAAGUAUAAACGAAGUUACGCCCUAAUUUAUACAAAUGCCUGAACAAACUUAAGAAUAAUGCUUAGCGCCAUUUUCGAACGAAAGCCAAGUCAAACAAAUAUGUUAGGCUACAAUUUCAAAUACAUAAAAAGCAAAAAAUUUCUGCGCUGUCUGGCAUUCGUCCAACACAGACAUACAGCUGUGCGGUUGUGUCGCAGACUGUCCCACAUCUUUAAGGUUUAUAUGAGACCAAGUUCGGGCUUGUUCAAACGUUAAAUAGCGCUAUCCACACUAUCCAGAGGAUAAUUAAUGAGGAAACCAACUACGUUAUCCAUUGAAAGAGACGUAUCCAGAGGAUAGCGUUAUCCUCCUAUCAAACAACUUGGGCCUCAACUUCUUUCCUUCCCUUUAGUGUGGAUGUAUCCAAGGGCUCUCGUACUGCCUCAGCAUCCAUAUCGCUGACCGUGGUGGAAGGAAAUCCUCCGCUUGUCUGGAUGGGAUCAGGAGCUCCAUCUAUCAAAGUUUCAGAAACCCAGAAAGUUGUUCUCAACGGAUUUUACAACACUAGCGUUCAGCCAGCCAAAGUGGAAUGGAGCUGCAAACGAGAGCAAGGUUGGUAGGCAUCUUCAACUUAAAUUAUUUUCGAUAUAGUUGAAAAGUAAUACGCGUCAUGUCAAUUUUAUUGCUCCUACUUCUACAGUGACAUCAUCAUAGGCAAACAAGUUAUUACCAGUUUUUAACUAAAAUAUUAAAAGUAAAUGCACUUAAUUUUUUUAAGAAUAUAAAGAUGCAAAUACAGUCGAAGCUCUCCUUGCGACAACUCUCGUAAGCGACCAGCUCUAGUUACAACCACCUUUGUGACACCCCAUUUAAACUGUGACUUAACUGCUUUUUAAUGAAAAGCUCUUGACCGCGACCACUUUUGGGAUCAACCAACUGGACUUUUUCUCUUUUUAAGCUCUCGUAAGCGACCACUCGGAGUCAUAUUCAUAUAAAUCAACUCAUAAAAAUAGGUUAGCCGUGUCUAUAUCAGAUACAAAUUCAAAGAGAACAGACGGCAAAUUCUUCUUGCUCGAAAUAUCUAAACAUUAACUAAAUAUUAAUUUAAUUUAAUUUAAUCUCAUUUAAUUUCUUUUUUUUCUCUAUGAAUUAUUAAUAAGUUUUUGAAGCUGUCGUGAGCGACCACCCUCUAUUGUUUUACCAUGCAGUCGCUUACGAGAGCUCAUUCUCGUAAGCGACCAGCUCUAGUUAGGGGCCGACCAUUUAACUCUUGAGGGGGGGGUUGGGUGAUUGGGUGAUUUUAAAAAAAAAUUUCCUGCAAGCGCUUGUCGGAAGAAAAAAAUUGCAUGCAGCACAAAUGUAAUAGAAAGCUUAUGGGAAAAGAAGGGAAAAAAAUAUCCUGCCCACCAGAUUGCUGGAAAAAAAAUUCUUGAUGACCAGAAAUCACCCAGCCCCUCCCUCAGAAGAGUUAAAUGGUCGGCCCCUUAGGACCACAUUUUCGAAUUCCCGAGGUGGUCGCUUACGAUAGCUCAGGGUUGUUUUUACCCUACUUCCCCUCCCUCCUUCUCUUAUUUCUUCUUCCUUAUCGCUCCAUUGCUGUGUCGGAAUUUUGAAACACACAUUUAUAACCUCUCUAGUCGAACAAAUACCCAACUGAAUAACCUUGCUUUAUUUGCCUUUUCUCCUAGGCUUUGCUUAUGUAGAUUUGAGUGGCUUUACGUUUUCCCACGAGUACUUUGCUGGCAAAGAAUCAUACGCGUUGCUGAUAAUACCCGGGGCUGUUCUUAAAAAGGGGUCAAAGUAUAAAUUUCAGUUGACAGUAAAUGUUGGCAGCCAAAGCGGUACAGCAUCUAUGGUGGUGGAAGUCAGAAAAGGCCCCGCGUCAGGAUCGUUGACUGUUAAUAAAAAUAAUGUUGAAGCCCUGUUUGAGGAAAUUACGAUAUCAGGUAAUAAAAAAAUUUUAAAAAUCUGGACUGGUCGUUAUAUAAGGUGGAAGAAAAAAUAGAGAGAGACAAGAAGUGCCGGUCCUCUUUUAGGUUCUGCUAAAUGUCUUGAUUAUUUGUGUUUGUUUAUUAAGGGUCACUUCACAAAACUGAAAAACAUCCAGGAUUUAAAUAGUGAAGAUAAGAGGGGCAUGAAUUGAAUAGUCGAAUGCAAUGAUAAUCUUAUUAACUUAUCUGGCUAUUUGACAGUAUACGUAUUAAUACAAACAUACUUUAUUCAAGGUAUCAUAAAAAUAAAACACACAAAUACCCUGACAAGGAAGUUAAAGAGGUGGACCCUAUAUGAACUAACGCCCUAAAAAUAGAAAGUAAAAGAUCAAAACAUUGUCUAAAAGGAACAAAAAUUCACAUAGAAAACGAAUGAAAUUAUGAAAUACACAUACAUGAUUCAAGAGUAGUUUUAAAACCUCCAAAACGUAGCGGGGCAAAUUUUCCAUUCGCGCCCGACUAAAAACAUUCCAUCUGCCUGGAUAACGAAUGAUUUUUGCUGGAAUAGAUAUACACCUUACAAAUUUUAGUAUCAUUUUAACAACCUAUAGGGUCAAUAUCAAUUUUCCUUACUUUUGAUUCAGCUCCCCGAUGGACAGUUGAAGCAGACGCUAAACCUCUCCGGUACUCUUUCGGAGAGAUAGUACAUAACGUUUGUGAAGUUUGGGAACCUCCGUCGGAUACACCCGAAUGGACGGGCGUUCUGCCAGCUGGUAAUGAUCCUAAUAAUAUCCUUACCCUGUGCUUGAUCGUCGAGGAUAAGUUUGAGUCAUUUACCGUGAAAACGAUCAACAUCACGUCGAAUCCACCGAAUGCGGCUGCUCUGUCUUCGGAUGCUCUUGAUGGGUUAUUCCAAAAUGAUGUCCAGGGCCAGCUGCAAAGCGGCAAUGCAGAUAAGGCAUUGAGUUUAGUAAUAAUCAUUUCAGCCACUGUGCAAGACUCUAAUGAGACUACAGGUGGGUCACGAUAAAAUAUUUUUUACCCCAGAAUAUCUAUUAAGGGCCAUUUUUUAAAGAAUACGAAAUGACAUUACGAACAAAAAGAGUCACUAUGACGCUAAAAAACGACGAAGAGCUACACAACCAAAAUGGGAAGACUCGCUGUGUACGCAAUAAUCUGACACAGCUGUCUGAGAUCUAGAAACUAUAUGUCUUGUUAGCUCGAGCUCUAGGGACAUGCAAAUGUUUCUUCGAUACUGCUUUACCUAGAGCUUAUGAAAGGCCCAGACAAUGUUAGCUUCCCUUGACAUUCAACUUUCCAUAAAUUCUUUUACCCCAAGGCAUUUAGCUCGCGUACCUUUAAUUUACAAAAAUUAUCACCAAGCGGUUAUAUUCGGAGGGACCUAUUCUAGGGAGGAAAAUUUCUUUGUAAAAUACAUUCAAUUUAUAAUUGGAGGAAGAGAUUAUACCAGUCGGGCAUUGUCAAGACAUUCCUGAGAACUCUGUUCCCUUUGAACGUGCCAAUUUAUCCGUCAGAUAUAGCGCUAUACAAAGCAUUUCAUACUGUAGCUCGAUGUUAUCAAAAGCUAACGAGUAAACAGUGACGUCCAAAUUUUUCCUUUAAUUAUACGGCGUUUUUCUGGGAGAGGUUGAUGGUGGGAGAACCAAAUAUAAUUUCCGGGCGGCUUAUGUUCUUAGGGGCUUAUCGUAGGACUUUUUAGUUUUUCGAAUUUGAGUGGUUUAUUGAUGGAGGGUGUUAUCUUUAAGGAGUGCACAGUGUAUAAAGUUCUCAGCUUUACAAUACGCUUGAAAUUAAUCCUUUCAGAUGAGCUAAGGCGCAACAUCUCCCAAAAGACUCAAAACUUCGUUUAUGAAUUUGUGAGCACUUCCAUCGUUGUUAAAGGCAACGCUGGUCCACUUUUACGGGCGUUAGUUAAUACCGAUGCUGCGGCAGCUGAAAACAGGUAAGAGAAAGAGUGUAUGAGAUACUUAGACAGAUGAUAAUCCACUUAAAUUACGCGUUAUCGAAUUUUCUAUUCAGUACCAUAAAAUUCGAGACAAAGUUAUUUAUUGGUUAGCUUUCUGCAAAGUGUAGUUAGUUUUCUGCGCAUACACAGGUAUAGCAUGGUCAGUAUAGUGGAAUGGUUAUGAAUCCUGCCAAACCCUUUGUUGUAUGUUUUUGUGGACUUGAGGGUGCACAACGUUCAAUAGCAUUCCUAUCAAAUUUCAUCGUAUUGACCGAUAAAAACGUAGCAUUAAUUUAUUCCGUAACAAUUUGUGGACAAAGAAAAAGAACUGUGAAUAGUCAGAGAGCUUUCAACAUGAACAGCAGCGGCUUUGUUGUUUACCGCCUUUCAUGAUAGACCAGUGCCCUCUACCAACUAUGUCUUCAUUGAUCUAAACUCUAUGAUUGGAUUAUUUUAGCACCAACAUGGCUGGUACUUUAGUGAAGAUUCUAGAUGGGCUCGGGGACCAGUCUCUUAAUGACAAUCAGGCGAACAAUACUAUGGGCUGGAUUGGUUAUCUUGUUGGAGAUUCGCUUGACGACAAUGACGAGGAGUUUCAGACCGUGAGUGUUUGUUAUGUAAUCCUCUUUUAAACCCCGAGGGGCUUAUUUAUUUCAAACACGUUUAAAGGGAGGGGGCUUGAUAGAGACGAGGGGCUUAUUUGAGAGGAAGGGUUUAUUUUAAUUUAGCAAAAAUGGUGGUAUCAGUUCUCCAUAAAGAACUAGAAUGCAAUGUGGAAAAGCGCAAAUACAAGAAGUUGGAGGUCAUGCAGCCGAGGAUCUAAAACGAAUUCGAACUUCCAACACGAGAACAAACCAUCCCAGAUCAGUUAAAAUGACGUUUUGCAGUCAUGAUUGAGUAAUACAGUCAAUCAUUUAUUAGUGAAGAAUAAUAAGGGGGAGGGGAGGGGGGAUGAAAAGAGAGGGGUGGGGCUUAUUUACUUUCUUCCCCUGAAAGGGGGCUUAUUAGAUAGGGGAAGGGCCUUAUUUGAGAGCUUAAUGUAGGAUUUAGGUACUUUAUGAAGAGGUAAUUAAGAACACCCUGACUGAGCACUUUACCUAAUACGGUAUAUGUAAGUAGCCUCUCAACUUUUCUUAACUUAAAUGUCUCUUUCAACGCCCAUGACUGUCAAAACACCAGAUAACACACGGCCAAUAAAAUUUUUCCUGAUCGGAACUCUAGCAAACACAUACCCCAUGAUGCUGUAACCUUGUGGCAACCUAUGCUCACAGUCAUGAUGACCAGUAUGCCAAAUUGGUUUCGGUUGUGAAUUGUUCCGCAAUUUCCCAAGAGUUCAAAUUUUAACUAGUUAGGGAUCUAUCAUAAACAGCUAUUGGAAAAUACAUGUAUAUUGAUGAAAAGCCUUAAAGAGAGUUUUGUACAUCUGGUGUACUAAAAGAGAGUCCUUACGGAAUCUGAGACUAUGUUAAUGUUUAUGUCAUUUGUAUACUAUUAAGCAAACACACAAUCUAGGAAAUUAAAACCAAGAAACUCGAGUCAGUCUACAGUAGAUGUGACAUGGUUCUUAAUUGAAAACCCUCAGAAAAUCCAGGAAUAAAUGUAAACAAAGUCUGUUUCGUCCUUACAGAAUAUAAUUGUUGCCUUAGAUGGACUAAAGGUAAUCUUAGAACGUCUCUUUCGUCCUCACAGAAUAUAAUUGCCGCCUUAGACGAACUGGGGGACAAUUUGGCGGUCGACUUAGCUCUCGGCGAUCAACCUAGGGAAGUAUCUGAUGAGCGAGUUGGAGUGGUCAGUGUACAGGUCACUAGUCUACAAGCUGAGCUUCCAAUAAGCAGCAAGCCCGGGGCUCCUACACUUGAUCCAGGAGAAUCGUUGAAGGAGUUUAGUGCCCCAAGGAGGUGUGGAGAUGGCAAAACCUGUAGCGGAGUCCUUGUAAAACUGGUACAUUACAAGCAUAAUUUGAUUACUCCAGACGCAAGCAAACAGGAUAGCCAAGUGGAGAUUAUUUCAUCCUUGGUAUGACCACCUGCACAUUUGUACAUGUAUUUACUUUUAUCUAGGAAAUCGUGCACAAUGCCUAUUGCUCUAGGGACAUCGGGUCCCAAAAAACUAUUCGCCAUUUACAGAUUGCUGUAUCAUCGGAUAUUUUUUUAUCCGCAAAGGGCCACACCGGGUGAAUGAGCAACGGAUCAACUUCUCGUUGAUGCCGCCGUCUUCGAUGCUUAAGCUCCCCCUCAUGAGCUUAUUAUCGCCAAAUUGCAUUCAAAUUUGCUGAUUCGCAGAUUAAGAAUAAUUAGUUAUGUCUCUGCAUUCUGUGCGAUGAAGAAAAGUCAAAAUUAAUUUUUAAUAACUACGUCAAUCAAAAGCUAACUUUAAAAGGUAAGUUUGGAGAACUACUUUAAAAGAUGCAAGAUCUUGAAUUUUUCUGAUCUCCGCCGGAAGAUUAUUUCACAGUUUGGGAGCAUCCGACUGAAAGGCUCGGUCACCAAUCGCAGGCAGGCGUAAUCUUGUACCCAGAUCUCACUUUGUCUUACGGUGAGAUUUGGGCAAGAGAUUAGGACAGGCAUCUUUUGUUGGGCUCUUAUGACUGAGUAGAAGCUGAUGGUUAUUCAGGAAUCACUCGACUGAUGCAUACGACCUUUUCUCUUGAUACACUUUUUUUUCAUGGAAUCUUAAUAUGAAUAGAAGUUGUUGUUGUUGUUGUUUUAUUUUCACGCUCUGUAACAAUCAAUCAUGUUAAAUGUUUCUUUGCAGGUUAUUAAUUUUGUAUUAAGUGACCCAAAUACCAAGGUAAAGCUCACAAUCAGCGGUCUGGCCAACCCACUCCAACUGAAAUUCUCUGUUGGCGAUCCUCCUUCUGGUAAACAGGCUGCAUGCAAAUACUUUAAUGAAACACUCAGGAUCUGGAUGUCAGACGGUUUGGAAGCAGUAGGACCUGUCAAUGGCACUUUAACUUGUAAAUCAACCCACGCAACUGUCUUUGCUCCGUCCAACGAUAUAAAGAACGCUAGUAAUGCCACGACUACGUUGCCACCUACUACUACUGUCGGAGGUGAGACAUAAACACGUUACAUCUAACGUUGGGACUAUAUACGUACUUGUACAAAGGUUUUUGAGGCUGCUAGUAAGCGAACAUCCUCGGAGGAGUGAUAAGACCACAAUUAUGUGUUAAAUAUAGUCGCAUUUCUAAUAUUCAGUGUCCGGCUUAACUGUAAUCAUGUGGUGGAAAUGGAUAUCACUGAAAUACGGAGUAAAUCACUAGGUCGUUCUUUCCUACAGCAAACCGUGAGGCCAGUACCAAAAUUAUGACUUCAAAAUUGGCAUCACAAAAUCACAACCAAGGAUUAUAUCCUUAACUGUGAAUUGCACUUCACUCAGUCCUAUUACUAUUACAGACUAAAAAAUAUUGUUCUUUGGAUUUGCUCUAAAGUACAUAAUGUUAAGAUUAUGAUGAUGAUGAUGAUGAUAAUGAUGAUGACGACGACGACGACGACGAUGAUGAUGAUGAUAACGAUUACUGUUUAUUAUUAUUAUUGCUAUUAUUUUUUUUAAUCAUCCAAUCUCAAGCAGCGUUUGUAAAUUGCCUAUACGUAGCAACAUUUACAAUUGUACAUUCAACAACACAAAUAAAGUUUCCAUUAUUAUUAUUAACUUUAUUGUUCGUUGGUCUAUUAUUUUUUCUUUGUUACAGCACCAGAAACGAAAGCAGAGAAGGAUCACACAGGCGCCAUAGUGGGUGGCGUCCUUGGAGGCUUAGCUUUCAUUGUCCUUGUUGUUCUUGGUAUUUGGUGGUGCUCUAAGAAAAAGGCCAAAAAUACCGGGAGGAUAUCUCCAGAAUCGCCGCCACUAAAUCAAGCUUCAAAUUGCUAAGGCCCCGACCACAUGAGCAGUUUUUCAUUUGUUGAUAUACAUGAGAACAUUUUCCCAAAUCUUGGGCCAGUUGCCGUAAUUCGUAAUUGUCGAAAAACAAGCUCGACAAAUUUUGUGUCCUCAUGCAUGAGCAAAUUUUUAUUUGUGCGUGUGCACGUUUUCAAAAAAUUUUAUGUGGUAACUGUAAUUGCGAAAAACUGCUCACCAGUUUAACGUGCAUGUGGCAAAUACCAGGCGUCACAUGUUGAAAGAUUUUCGUGUCAGUACGACUAGUCACAUAGAAGGUAGACGGGAAAACAGUUGUUUUUGUUUUUCGCAAUAUCAGUUUUUCGAGGCGCAAGGAGCUAAGGGCGUCGAUUUUUAGACACUCUAAGCGCGCGAGCCUUUUCAGCCUCGCUACAGACCCUUCGCUUGUCUCUUCGCGUUUGCGUUAAUUUCUAGAGCGCAUAAAAACUAGUUUUUGAGGCGUCAUAUGCAUACCGUAGAACUUAGUACAUAAAAUUUGCUUGUAUGAACGGAACGUAUUAAUAAGCAGCGUUAAAAAAGCAAAAAAGAUUAACUUGAUGUCACCUUUAAAUAGACAUAUUAGAUUCUUUUCUUACUUCAUUGUGGAAUGUCUAAAUGAUGUUGUUCAACUUUAGAUGAACCAAUGUAAAUAUUAAAUAGAAAGAACUUCAACGUUUAAAACAGCAAAGCUGAAAGUUUAGAUAUAGCACUUGAUUUAAAAUCACAGCAUUCAUCUCAGAAAAAAAAUGUUAAUUCCACUGCCAGUUGCAGACUUACCCCCUCUAAUGUGCCAAACCUAGAAAACAUAAGUUGCGAACGAAAAAAUAUGCGCUAUGAAGCAGGAAUGUCAUUGGUUUGAUUAAAUAACAUUGGGGUAACAUUUUCUUAAGUCUGGAGAGCAACAUUUGUGUUCAUAACAUCUGUUUUUCGUGCAGCUAAUAAACUAUAGGAAACGUCUUUGCAAAAAUAUUUUUGUUGUGUGCUAGGCUCGCUUUCAUUUUGCAUGAAAUGCCGCGCGUAUAUGUUACGUUUUUACCACUACGACCAGUUUUACGUAGUAUACCACUUAUACAUGGGGUCAUAACAUUAAAUAUACGUGUUAAUAGGAGUAAAAUUUAAGUUUUUCUCUUCCUUUUUAAUAGCGCAAUUGAGUCAUACUUACAUUGUCAUUUCCUA